AUGCAGUAUUUUCUGUUACCCCUAAAUGCACUAUUCCCUGUUAUCCUUAACUCAGUAUUCCCUGUUAUCCUGUACGCAGUACUGGGCAAUUUCGUGCGCGUGAUUCCCACUUCGUGCACGACGGGACUAGGAGGUUUUGCCACCGGAACGUGUCUGAGCAUCAGCGAGUGCGCCAGCUUGGGCGGCACGGCGACCACCACCUGCGCUAUGAACUUCGGCACCUGCUGUGUUCUCCGUCAAAUUUGCUCACAAACGGUCACCUCCAGCACCACCAGCUACUUCACGAACCCUUCCUACCCUAACACGGAUAAUUCAGUGGCAGGCGGUUCUUGCAGCAUCGCCAUCCUGCCUUGCCAGAACAACAUUUGCCAGAUACGAAUAGACUUUAUUGAUGUCAAUCUCAUCAUGCCGGAGAACAGCAACGGCAAAUGCGCCUACGACAAACUGAUCAUUACAGGAAACGGAGCGAACUCUGGCAAAAUACCAACCUUAUGUGGAAAUUUGACCGGACAGCACAUUUACAUCGACGUGGAGCCAACAUGCAGCCCCACCAAUAUCAACGUCCAAGUCUACGCACCCCAACUCGAUGCGAGGAAAUUCAACAUGAAAGUAACACAAAUUCCCUGCUUGUCCCAAGAUCUCGCACCAGCAGGUUGCCUGCAGUACUACAACAGUACGUCUGGCACAAUCAAGUCUUUUAACUACGGGAGCGUAAACGGACUCAUCGAGACACAGAACUACGCGACUUGCAUCGCCUCACAGCCCGGCUUCUGCUCUAUCACGUGGCGGAAAACUGCGGACUCGAGUUUUCAAUUACCCGGCACUUGUGCCCCUACGAGCGAGUGCUGCGUGAAUGCUUACGUGUUAGUGCCUGGAGCCACGUGUCAAGGCCUUGCCUUCUCCAACGCCUGCACAAUCAAGGACCCAAGAUUUUGUGGAAACUCUUUCCCUACAACCGAUACAACUGAGACCGUUUCAUGGCACAAACCAUUCGCUCUGUACGCGCACAUCCCGAAAUCUCUGGGCCAGUUCUACGCGGGAUACAGUCUGGACUAUUCACUUAACAGGUGCACUUAACAGGUGCUCUAAACAGGUGCUCCUAACAGGUGCACCUAACAGCUGCACCUAACAGGUGCUCUUAACAUGCGCACAAAUUAGAUGCUCUCAACAGGUGCACCUAACAGGUGCUCUUAACAGGUGCAAUUAACAGGUGCUUUUAACAGGUGCACCUAUUAGAUGCUAUUAACAGGGCACCUAUUAGAUGCUAUUAACAGGUGCACCUAUUAUAUGCUCUUAACAGAUGCACAUAUUAAUUAGAUGCUCUUAACAGGUCUGCCUAUUAGAUGCUCUCAACAGGUGCACCUAUUAGAUGCUCUUAACAGGUGCACUUCUUAGAUGCUCUCAACAGGUGCACCUAUUAGAUGCUCUCAACAGGUGCACCUAUUAGAUGCUCUAAACAGGUGCACCUAUUAGAUGCCCUAAGCAGGUGCACCUAUUAGAUGCUCUCAACAGGUGCACCUAUUAGAUGCUCUUAACAGGUGCACCAAAUAGAUGCUCUUAACAGGUGCACCUAUUAGAUGCUCUUAACAGGUGCACCUAUUAGAUGCUCUUAACAGGUGCACCUAUUAGAUGCUCUUAACAGGUGCGCCAACAGGUGCAACUAACAGGUUUUAGCUUACGGACAUAUCGGCAAAUUAUUAUGUAUGUUCGAUGUUCAUCGAUGAUCAAUGAUACAGAGAAAAAUUAGGAAGUCAGUAUACUUAAUACGAUCUUUCUUGACAUUUCAUCCUUUUUUUGGUGUGAUGUUCAUUGAGUUAUUUUACUGAAUUUCAAUUUUUUAUAAAAAGCUUAUUUUUCUGAGGAGUAAGGGAGACUUUUUUUUUGCUUGAAGAUAUUUGUUCGAAAAAUCCUGUGGCUAAUACAACUCUUUCAAUAUAAACCUAAUAGGAGUGAUGUUAAAUUGUAAUA
This is a messenger RNA of Hyalella azteca, 1968 nucleotides long. RefSeq lists its product as uncharacterized. The coding region runs from base 1 to 1077 and encodes 358 amino acids. Lineage: Eukaryota; Metazoa; Arthropoda; Malacostraca; Amphipoda; Hyalellidae. The transcript is spliced from 6 exons. The record is from RefSeq and is a predicted model, not a curated record.